Coregonus sp. 'balchen' is the source of this 10174-nucleotide messenger RNA. NCBI's taxonomy places the organism in Eukaryota, Metazoa, Chordata, Actinopteri, Salmoniformes, Salmonidae. The record is from the annotation of a GenBank genome assembly.
AUGGCCUUUAAUGGCCUUCAGUUUGACCGCAUGGUUCUGACAUACAAGCUCUAUUCUCCUGACCGCAUGGUUCUGACAUACAAGCUCUAUUCUCCUGACCGCAUGGUUCUGACAUACAAGAUCUAUUCUCCUGACCGCAUGGUUCUGACAUACAAGAUCUAUUCUCCUGACCGCAUGGUUCUGACAUACAAGGUCUAUUCUCCUGACCGCAUGGUUCUGACAUACAAGAUCUAUUCUCCUGACCGCAUGGUUCUGACAUACAAGAUCUAUUCUCCUGACCGCAUGGUUCUGACAUACAAGCUCUAUUCUCCUGACCGCAUGGUUCUGACAUACAAGAUCUAUUCUCCUGACCGCAUGGUUCUGACAUACAAUAUCUAUUCUCCUGACCGCAUGGUUCUGACAUACAAGAUCUAUUCUCCUGAUCGCAUGAUUCUGUAGUAACAGUUAUGACAUGAUACAGUUUAAUGAAUGAAUUACUUAUCUGAACUUCAAUACUGGCAGACAAGACAAAAAUACACACACUACACACAAACACACACCCACACACACAUACAGAAAAACACUACCUCGCUGCAGAGCAGGAUGCAGACCAGCAUGUAGAACUGUUCGAAGCCGAUCUCUCCGCUGGAAUUCCAGUCUAACAUGUCAAAGGUCAUCAUGAUCUCAUUCUUCUUCAGGUCAGUCACAUGGUGCAUGAAGUGGUAGAACUGGAUGUCUGCCAGAAAAAGAGAAAUGGCUGCUCUUUAAUAAAGUUUGUGGGAAAACGUUUUAAUAACCAACAUGAUUUCUUGUCAGGUUACUGACUACACCUGACCUACACCCAUAUACGUAAGGAGGACACAAAUUACCUGGAUGUCUAUUAAUACAUAGACAAACAUUUUAACGUUUUUACCAACCCUUUUUUGUCAUGUUACUUCCGCCACAUUGCCCAUACACAUCUAAGUACAGGAAUGAACUCAGGAAUACUUAGACAGAAAUCCACAAUUGACCAUUCAGAGUGUUCCUGUUGUGGACAUCCAGUAGUUUGUAGUAAUCAGACAGUAUUUUGGCGCAGGGAGAGAAGACGUUAGUCACAGUCCAGAUAAUGUCCAACAGCUCCUUUCUUUAGCUUCAUCUUGGCUUACUGACUGACCACUGCAGAACUGCUGUCCCUCUCAGCGCUACCUGACACUGACAUCACAAUGGUUCACCUGUCACCACUUCUCCCGAAGCUGCUACCUCUCCUUGUUCGGGCAGGCUUCGGCGUUCAUCGUCACUGGCCUUCUAGCCACUGCCACUCCUCAUCUCAUCAUUCCAUUUGUUUUGUCUUGUUUAUUACACACACCUGGUUCAUAUCCCCUCACCAGUACCUGUAUAAGGGUUCCCUCUGCCCCCUUGUCUUUGUGUGUGAUUGUUUAUUGUGGAGGAUAGUGAAGCUCGGUGGAGCUCUGUGUAUUUUGUAUCGCCGGGAUAUUUCCCUGUGUGCCUUGUAUUUUCCAGUGCGCCUGUUUUGCGCACUAGAGUGUUUUUGACGCAUUACUGCGUAACUCUGUAUUUGCGGAAUAAAGCCUGUUAUUCUGUGAUUGACCCUCCUGCGCCUGACUCCUUCGACAUCACCUCAUCACAUCACCAUGGAAUUUAGUGUUCUAUUACAGAUUCUACAUUCUAUUGAUAGAAUUCUGACAUUAACGAUAAACUAAUUUAGUAGUGUUUUAAUUAAAUGAUCAUUACAUACUAUUUUGACAGUAUAUGACAACUUACCAGUCUUUACUAUUGAUGUCACUACGCAAAGGUGCAUCAUCACAGACAAACAAGUCUAAAGAAAAAGUGAAAGUGAAAGACUUUCCUUGCUUACCUUUGUUACAUCAUUUCAUUCCCUCAGUACCUACAGCGUUACGUCAUCUCAAUUAUUAAAUGUAGCCCAUUUCCCAAGUAUUGCUGAAUCAUAACAUAAAACUAGUAUAGGCUUAAAUGAAACCAUUUUGGUACCACUGGCGUGUACUGCACAAUUACAUACCAUGUUUACAUUUAUACAGUCAUGGAUAAGAAGGAUAAUAAUUGUAAUCAAAGUGAAGAGAUUGAUUUUGAGAGGUGGUUGGUUGAGGCUACAAGAUACAGAUUAUAUUUAUUUAUUUAUUUAUUUAAUUCACCUUUAUUUAACCAGGUAAGCCAGUUGAGAACAAGUUCUCAUUUACAACUGCGACCUGGCCAAGAUAAAGCAUAGCAGUGCGAUGAAAACAACAACACAGAGUUACAUAUGGGGUAAAAAAACAUAAAGUCAAAAAAUACAACAGAAAAUAUAUAUACAGUGUGUGCAUAUUAAGCAAUAAUAUUGAAAGAAUGCAUGCCAGGAAGUCUAUUAUCAUGUCUUGUUUAGGAAGAUUAGAAAGUGAAUGAGUUCCUCGUUCUGCCCGUCUGUACUUUUCUCAACUGGGUAAUUUUAUUGGAUGCUAAAUGUCAUCGACAUAGACACAUAUUAAAAAGCCACUGUUUAGACUUCAGCGUUAUUCAGAGGAUAAGUGUUGAUCAGAAGAUGUUUCAUUGUUGUCUAAAGGUAUGAACAGUUUACUUUUAAAUUAACUUGUUGGGCUAUGAAGUUAUUAUGCAGAUCAAGUAUUCAUUUUGUACAUCAUAUUCUAUUUGUUAUGAACACUUAGAUUUGUAUAUUUACAUGUUUGACAAAACAUUAGGAGGGAGGGGGAGAGAGAUGAGAGAGUAGAGAGAGAGAGCAGCAGAAGAGAGAGAGAGAGAGAGAGAGAGAGAGAGAGAUAGAGAGAGGAGAGAGAGAGAGAGAGAGAGAGAGAGAGAGAGAGAUGAGAGAGCAGAAGAGAGAGAGAGAAGAAAAGAGAGAGAGACGGAGAGAGAGGAGGAGAGAAGAGAGAGAGAGAGAGAGAGAGAGAGAUGCGAGACAGAGAGAGAGAGAGAGAGCUCUCUCUCUAUCUCUCUCUCCUUCUUCUUCUCUCUCUCUCUCUCACUCCCCUCCCUCUCCCUCCCUCACAUCCCUCCCUACCCUGCCUCCUACUCUCCCUCGUAGAUGAGGUUUACUUUACUAGGCAUUCUAAUCCUACACCAGGCCAAAAGCCAAAGCCCCAAGUUCACUCAGAGCAGCUGGAAUCUUCUACCCAAUGGUAGGAAAUCAUCACCUCUGAUCAGUACAUGUAUAUCACUGUCAUCUGAAGAUCAGCACAGUUUGUAACGAUAAUGUCAGCCUGUACACUUGUCGGUAUGUUGUCAGCUCAUUAUUAAGACUUGUAUAUGUGUUUCCAGUCUGGUAUAGUACAGUACAUUCAGAAAGUAUUCAUACCCCUUGACUUAUUCCACAUUUUGUUGUGUUACAGCCUGAAUUCAAAAUUGAUUAAAUGUAUUUUUUUCUCUCACCCAUCUACACACAAUAUCCCAUAAUUAGAAAUGUUUGCUAAUUUAUUAUACAUAAGUAUUCACACCCCUGAGUCAAUGCAUGUUAUAAUCACCUUUGGCAAGGACUACAGAUGUGAGUCUUUCUGGGUAGGUCUCUAAGAGCUUUGCACACCUGGAAUUUACAAUAUUUGCACAUUAUUCUUUAAAAAGUUAUUCAAGCUCUGUCAAGUUGGUUGUUGAUCACUGCUAGACAGCCAUUUUCAAGUCUUUCCAUAGAUUUUCAAGCCAAUUUAAUUUCUAAACUGUAACUAGGCCUCUCAGGAACAUUCAAUGUCAUCUUGGUAAGUAACUCCUGCUUUGUCUCCCAGUGUCUGUUGGUGAAUUUGUCUCCCAGUGUCUGUUGGAAAGAAGACUGAACCAGGUUUUCCACUUGUUUUUUGCCUGUGCUUAGCUCUAUUCUGUUUCUUUAUUUAGACUUGCCAUAACAAAGGGGUUAAAUACUUAUUGACUCAAGACAUUUCAGCUUUUCAAUUUUAAUUAAGUUGUACAAUUUUCUAAAAACAAAAUUCAGCUUUUAUGUUAUAGGGUAUUGUGUGUUGGCCAGUGACACAAAAUCUCACUUUAAUCAAUUUUAAAUUCAGGCUGUAGCACAACUAAAUGUGGAAAAAGUCAAGGGGUGUGAAUACUUUCUGAAAUCACUGCAUAUAAAGAUCAGUUAGUUAUAUUUUGGUUUUGCCAGUCCGGUGUAUAGAUGGUAUAAAGUUGUGGGUAUGUUUAUGUCAGUUCAUUAUAAGGUUAUAUCAAGUUGUGGGUAUGUUUAUGUCAGAUCAUCAUAAGGCUAUGUACAGUUGUGGGUAUGUUUAUGUCAGAUCAUCAUAAGGCUAUAUAAAGUUGAGGUAGUGUUUAUGUUUGUGUUGAUGAGCUACAGUCUGAUCCAUAAUUAUUGGCAUCCUUGAAAAAGAUUAGCAAAAAAGACUGUAGAAAAUAAAUAAUACAAAUACUGAACUACUGUAUAUUUUAUCCUCAAACAAAUGGAAAAAUUUAAAUAUUUUAUACCAGUACAAUUAUUCAGAGGAAGAGAUUUUGUUUAACAAGUAAUCUUUUUUUUCUCAAAAAGAUAGGGUUCAAAUUUAUUGCCACCCCUGUUUUUAAUAGGAUAACGGCACUGAGCCUUUUUCUAAAAUGUUUUGAGAUUGGAGAACACAUUGGAAAGGAUAUUAGAGCUUUCCAUUCCUCCAUACAGAAUCUUUCCAGAUCCUUGAUAUCCUUCGUCUGCGUUUAUGGGCUGCCCUGUUCAAUUCAAACCACAGGUUUCCGAUGGGGUUCAAGUCCGGUGGUCAAUUUAGAAAAAGGCUCAGUGCCGUUAUCCUCGCAAGGUGAGGUAUUGAAAGGUUUUGACAACAAUGUUGGCAAUAAUUUUUACCAAUCUUUUUUAGAUAAAAAAAUGAUGCUUGUUAAACAAAAUCUCUGAGCAAUUGUAUUACUAUAAAAUAAUAUAAUUCUCAAAAGAAUUUGAGCAUACAAUAUAGUUCAGUAUUUUUAUGAUUUAUUUGAAACAGUCUUUUUUGCUCAUCUUUAUGAAGGGUGGCAAUAAUGCUGGACCUGACUGUAUAUGUUGGCGUUGAUUGAAGUGUGUGUUGUCACCAGUUGUUGUGGUGAAUGUAGACGGCUCGCUGGUUCAGCAUCCUCUGACCUGCCUGGGAUCCUUCAACCGAGAGGAGGAGGGUUGGAGGAAAGACCGUGACUGGGUGUGGCGGAGAGAUGGAGAGGAGGAUGAGGAGAUUCUAUGGAUGAUAGGUGAAGAGGAGAAGAAGAGGGGGAAUAGCUUCCUUGUCAACCUGGAAGAGAGAACUGGAGGAGGGGUCUUUACAUGUCACAGCCUGGAUAGAACCCUGCUGAAGAAUACUACGGUGCUGGUCAAACACCUGGACGAACAGAAACGCAUUCUAGAAGGAUCCACCAGAACAGGUACACAGGAUGUCUGUCUGUCAUCCGAAAUCAAGUCAAACAUUAGUUUUUCAUUCAUUAUCCAAUUCUAACAUGACAUCUUCUGUCUCUCUUCUGUUUGUUUGUUUCUAUUCUAAGGCUAUAUGAAAUGUUCUACACGGAACUUCCAAGGAGAGUUCCACUGCUCCUGGAAAUAUACCACUACAUAUGUUGGGACUGUUAUGUCUGUCAGAGUGGCACGGUACUAUCACCACCAACCUUUAUAUGUAUCACUACUACACUCUUAGAAAAAAAGGUGCUAAGUAGAACCAUACAGCAUUCUUCGGUUUGUCCCCAUAGGGGAACCCUUUUUGUUGCUGGUUACAACCCUUUGCAGAGGAUUCUAUCUAAAACCCUCUAUGUAGGGUUCUUCAGAGAACCCCCUGUAUAAUAUACUAUGGUUCUACCAAGAAACCUCUAUGGAGGGUUCUGCUUAGAACCGUCUAUGAUGGGUUCUACCAAGAACCAUUUUAUCUUUGGAGGGUUCUUCCUAGAACCCUCCAUGAAUGGUUUCACCAGCCUUUUUAAUUGUAUUAUUACAUGACAUAUAUCAUAAGGCCUGUCUUUGAGAGCCUAGUUAUAGCCUAACAAAGUGGCGUUAGGAAACUCCUGGUUCACAGGCCACAUCAGGCCUGCAAGUCACAUUAUACUGGCUUGCAAAGUGAUGUGUAAUUCCUAUUGGAAUCCAGCCAGAGUUAGGAUAUCCAACAAGUGAAAUUGUUAAUCACCUGCAACCUGCAUUCAGAAUAACUGCCAGGGUAGAGAAGAUUGAAUACUGAGCCUAGCUCAAUAAUCUAAACUGGAACAACCAUCUCAGUAACAGGUGCAAUAAAUCCAAUUACUAACAGAUUGGAUUAGUUUAGAAAACGGUGUGUUAUUUAUCUUAAUUAACCAAUCAAUGUAUAGUACAUGCAAAAACACAGAUAUUACAGUAAAAUAAACAAUUCAGAAAAUCUCCCUGCAAUAGAGCAUGCUGGGAAAUGUUAUAUAUGGUUCUAUGUAGAACCCUUCUUGCCUUCCAAAUAACCCUUCUUACGUUCCAAAGAAUCAUCAAAUAACAAUUUCUUCCAAAAACAGUUCUUAGGAUGCUAAAGGUUCUAGGUAGAACCCUUUGCCUUACAAAGAACCCUUGUCUUCCAAAAAGGGUUCUUCUAAUCAAAGCGGUUCUUGGUAGAACCCUAUCCCUCCUUACAGAACCUGUUUGAAACCCUUUUUUCUAAGAGUGUAUACAUUCUAUGGGUCUGAUUAAUGUAUAGUGCUAUAGUGAUGUAUAGGAUAUAACAUGUGACUAUUGGAGAGUUCUGUAUAGGAUAUAACAUGUGACUAUUGGAGAGUUCUGUAUUGGAUAUAACAUGUUACUAUUGUAUAGUGUUAUAGUGAUGUAUAGGAUAUAACAUGGGCAUAAUAACUUACAGUAUUUACUUGAUUUCAAAUUUAAUAUUAGUGAAUGGACUACUGCAAUGGCCUGUGUUACUCUAAUUUCAGUCAUCCAUUUCUUGGCUUUUCUAUAGUGACCAGUCUGAUGCGGAGGACGUCAGCUGUUCUGUGGACGCCAGUGGACAGCAGUGGACAUGUUUGUCUUCGUCUGGCCAGAGUGACAUCAUGUGUUCUGUGAACAGUAUGGGACUGGGGGUGUUCUGUGUGGACAGACAGUAUUGUCCCUAUGCUGAGGAGACUGACCGGAUCACCCUGACCAUCUAUAUGAGGACUAACUACCUGCUGGAGGAAUACUCCCAACACUUCUACUUAUCAGAGAUAGGUGAGGACACACACACACACGGAGACACACACACACACACACACACACACACACACACACACACACACACACACAAAGAGAGAGACAAACACACACACACACAGAGACACACACACACACACACACACCACACACACACAGAGAGAGAGAGAGAGACACACAACACUUCUACUUAUCAGACAUAGGUAAGUGUUAAGUAGGGACCUUGUAGCAGUCAUAAGGGCAGAUAUGUUGCAAGAGGCUGGCAGGAUCAGGUGCACAAGUUGUGAUUUUAGGCUACUUAAAGGUGACCAUAAUGGUUUAUGUGUGCACUUCACUAUAUUUACCAACUAAUAAAACAAUUAUGUUUACUAACUUCACAAUGUAAGUGGUCUCUGAAAAGAAAAUGCCUUGGAGCUGGCAAAGCUGUCUAUCCCAUAACAAACAUUAAGAAUGCAGAAACAAAGCUCUCUGAAAUGGCAGGACUUUUAGAGCACUAGUGGAGAGAAACAGUAAUAAUGUCUUCGUCACCACAGUUAGGAAACCUGCCUCUAUAGACAGUGCUGUGAAAAAGUAUUUGCCCCCUUUCUAAUUUUCUCUACUUUUGCAUAUUUGUGAUACUGAAUGUUAUCAGAUCAAACUGGCGAAAACCAAACUCUGUAUUCCACAGUAAGAAAGAACAUCAUACCAAAGGUCAAGCAUGGUGGUGGUGGUGUGAUGGUUUGGGGAUGCUUUGCUGCCUCAGGACCUGGACGACUUGCCUUAAUAGAAGGAACCAUGAAUUCUGCUCUGUAUCAGAGAAUUCCACAGGAGAAUGUCAGACCAUCCGUCUGUGAGCUGAAGCUGAAGCGCAGCUGGGUCAUGCAGCAAGACAAUGAUCCAAAACACACAAUCAAGUCUACAUGACCUAAUCCCAAUUGAGAUGUUGUGGCAGGACUUGAAACAAGCAGUUCAUGCUUGAAAACCCACAUGUCACUGAGUUAAAGCAGUUCUGCUUGGAAGAGUGGGCCAAAAUUCCUUCACAGCGACGUGAGAGACUGAUCAACAACUACAGGAAGCAUUUGGUUGGAGUCAUUGCAGCUAAAGGUGGCACAACCAGUUAUUGAGUGUAAGGGGGCAAUUACUUUUUCACACAGGGGAAUUGGGUGUUGCAUAUCUUUGUUUAUGAAAUAAAUAUGUAAUUGUUGUGUUAUUUGUUCACUUAUGUUCCCUUUAUCUAAUAUUAGGUUUUGGUUGAAGAUCUGAUAACAUUCAGUAUCACAAAUAUGCAAAAGUAGAGAAAAUUAGAAAGGGGGCAAAUACUUUUUCCCAGCACUGUCUAUAGAGGCAGGUUUCCUAACUGUGGUAACGAAGACAUUAUUAGUGUUUCCCUCCACUAGUGCUCUAAAAGUCAUAGCACUUUUUCAUAGCACUGAACAAAAAUCGGAUUUCUCUCAAAUUUUGUGCACAAAUUUGUUCACAUCCCUAUUGGUGAGCAUUUCUCCUUUGCCAAGAUAAUCCAUCCACCUGGAUGCCGGCCUCACAACCGCAGACCACUUGUAACCAUGCCAGCCCAGGACCUCCACAUCAGGUGGGUGGGUGCUGAGGAGUAUUUCUGUCUGUAAUGAAGCCUAUAGUGGGGAAAAACUCAUUCUGAUUGGCUGGGCCUGGCUCCCCAGUGGAAGGGCCUGGCUGCCAAGUGGGUGGGCCUAUGCCCUCCCAGGCCCAGCCAUGGCUGCACCCCUGCCCAGUCAUGUGAAAUCCAUAGAUUAGGCCCUAAUGAAUGUAUUGCAAUUGACUGAUUUCCUUAUAUAAACUGUAACUCAGUAAAAUCUUUGAAAUUGUUGCAUGUUGCGUUUAUAUUUUUGUUCAGUAUACAAAUAUCUUGCACAUAUACGUAGACCUAGCAGAGGAUUAUAUGCUGAGUGUUUGUUGGUUUAAGUGCUACUGAAAGUUAGUUUGAUUGUGCAGAGUGCUGGUAGAAGUUAUGGUAAUAUUCUCUCUCCCACCUCUCUCCCUCUCCUUCACUCACCCUCUCUCUCUCUCGCACGCUCUCUCUCUCUCUCCCUCUCUCCCUCUCUCCAGUGAAGCCAGACAAGGUAUCCAUUAAGGAGGUUAACAGCAGUACUAUAGAGUGGAGCUAUCCUGUCUCCUGGAACAGACCCAUCUCCUACUUCCCCCUCUCCUUCCAGGUCAAAGAGAUCGAAGGCAGAGAGCGCAAGAACGGGUGCACGUGUGAUUCUCCCUGCACAGAGUCCAAGGUGAGGAUCACUGUCUAUAUACUGUACGUACUACUAGCCCUUGUCUCCAAAGCUUGAUGAGGGCCAUUACACCAAGAGAUCCAGACCCUGUACUAACAGUCGUAUACUCUUGAACUAAUUGACGGGUUCACUCUGGUCCCUGGUUAUAUUCAUUCGAGCACACCGUAGCAAAACAUUUUGCAACGAAAAGGAGCAUUUCUUAUUGGACAAGUUCAUGUAGUCCCUCUCUGCGUCAGGCCAUUUUCUUCCAUUUGGUGCUUAAUGAAUUCAACCCCUGUGUUCCUCCAGGUCCACAGCGCAGAGAGCAGCCAGUGGUCAGUAAAGGCCAAGGUGACGGUGUGUGUCAGGGCCCAGGAUGCCCUCUGUGACACCACCUGGAGCGACUGGACAGAGUACAGGUCAGUACCACACUCUAUACUGUAUUCAGGAGAACCUCUCAUCAAGGACCCCCAGCCGUUCCAUGUAUUUGAACUAUUCAAUUCGUCAACUAAUCAUCAAGCCCUUGAAUACUACUGAAUCAGUUGAGCUAGUUCAGGGCUACAACAAAAUUGUGAAAUGGCUGGGGGUCUCCGAGGAGAGGGUUUAAAACCCCUGCUCUAGUCUACUGUUUUAUCAUGCUACAUCUACCAGGGUGAAGUUCAAUUGGGUUUUCCAUUCAGUACAUUCAGGAAGUGGAUCGAGAUUCCAUUUCAUAAAUUGAAAAUAUGCCAUUGUUUAUCAAUUCAUGAAUUUAAUUUCUAAGAAGACAUUGCAGAAAAACAUGUUUUACAAUAUGUUGUGAUUUUUCAGAAGCAGCAACAAGGGAAACAAGAGGGGGAAGCAAGAGAAGCAGAAGAAGCAGAAGAAGAAGCAGAAGAAGAGUGUGUCUCAAUAG